CCCGAGGCUCUUCACCUUUUGUCAAUGACACUCUAUCUAGGCACACCUCUCCAAGAACCCUUACCAUCUCGUCAAAAUUGUGCUGAAAUCCUGAAGGCAGUGUACUCUGCCGCUUCUAAAUACACACCAGAUGGAUGCUGCCAUUACUUUUACGCCUCAUGAGCACACUCCUCUGAGAAAGCUACAACAAACACCUAGAGAGCUCCUCGAAGAAAGUCUCGCGAACCUGGUCACAUCGUGGCCGCCAGAAAAAGCAUCGCAAGUGACCCGCAUGGGCUUUUACCAGGGACCAACAUCGAUCGCUUAUCUCUUUUUUCAUCUCUCGAAAAGCCACUCGCAGCUUAAAAUUCAUGGUAGAACACCCUCCGCGUGGUUCCAAGACUACUUCGAUAGUGCACCAGCGCCAGACGUGGAUGAAACAUCAUUCGGGAUCGCCAGUGAAUACUACUGUCACCUAGCGUUGGAAGCAGCACACACCCAGGACGCGGCACCUUUCCUGCAUAAAGUCCAAACGCUGCAACUCAACCAUGUGCAGGAAGUCCUCCUCGGAAGUGCAGGUUUAUUAGUCCUUCUCCGCUUCGUCAAAGCCAACGUACCCAGCGCUACAGACAAAAUCGACGACGCCAUUGACACCGUCAUCACCCACAUCAAUACAUCCUCUUGGCUCUUCCACGGCAGAGAAUUCACAGGCGUAGUUCACGGCAACAUCGGCAUCAUCGCGCAAGUAUGUCUAUCCGGUGGCGCGUCUGCUAUGGCUGGCCCGUUAUCCACCUUCCUGGAUCUGCAGCAGGAAGAUGGGAACUGGCAUAGUACAACAGACCGCAAGCACGAACAUAUGCAGUGGUGCCAUGGCGUCCCUGGUUGUGUGAUCUCCCUCCUCGCUAUUAAGAAAUAUUUCCUGGGGGAGCCUCUGGCGGGCAGAAUUCAGGCUGCUAUCGAGAAAGGGCAGCGGCUCAUAUUUGAGAAAGGCAUUGUCAAGAAAGAACCGUGUUUAUGUCAUGGCGUCACUGGGAAUGCGUUGGCGCUGGACACGAGCGAGAGAAAUCACCUGCUGAGUUUUGCGACGCCGAGUGCGGUCGCGAAGGGGGAGUGGGAGGCUUCGUCCGAUCCAGCAGGACUGUACUGUGGGGAGGCGGGAAGAGCUUGGGUCUGGAGUAUGCUUGAUGGUGGGAGGAAAGGGUUUCCAGGUUACACGGAUGUUUGAAGAGACGUUGUGAGAUUGUGUUGAUCAUGGUAUCAAUGGCGUUGCUUCAGCUUGGUGCAGACAAGAGUUGGGGCGGCUCAUGGUAGAUUGACACUCUCUACACAUCUGGGUCAAAUUCUAGUUCAAUUUUUUUUAUGUAGCGACCGCUCAGGCUCGUCUUCGUCCCGGCUCGCGGUGAGGGACUUGAUAGUCGAGACGAUGGAGUUCAGGGUAAAUCUGCCCAAUACUACCGUGUUGCGAGCAGUUGCUUGCCACUGACUUACAUCCCGAAACACAUCACGAGAUGACUACA
Molecule: messenger RNA, 1496 nt
Organism: Paraphaeosphaeria sporulosa
Lineage: Eukaryota; Fungi; Ascomycota; Dothideomycetes; Pleosporales; Didymosphaeriaceae
Exons: 1
Coding region: 131-1204 (357 amino acids)
Biological process (GO): carbohydrate metabolic process; peptide modification
Cellular component (GO): plasma membrane
Source: RefSeq, a predicted model, not a curated record